GAAAGAGAGGACUUGUCAAGACGUCUGUGGCGGAGGGGGACCAGAGCAGGACGGAAGCCAGAUGCACAAACAGAAAGAGCGGAGGUUUCGGCAGCUGACGGGCCGAGGGGGGGGCCAGACCCGGUCCGCCGCUUGAGAAGUGCCUACGGGGGAAACACUCGUUUCAUUUCCUCGCCGCACACCGAGUGACUGGAUUAAAUUAAAGUGAGGAGGCAACAGAGGCCGGGAGAACAAAGGAGAGGAGACGUCAGAGAAGCAAAAAGAAAAAGCGGAAAGGACGUGGGAUGAUGCCAAAACGGUGAAAACAAACUUGGCUGCAACAUGCCUUCGCCUCCUUCAUCAAGAUCAGAAUCAUCAUAAGUGGGAGAUUGAAAGCUGACGGUUUGGUCUCUCAGACUUGUAUAAACACCCUUUGGUCUCGUGGCCCCUAGACGCCCCGCGCGAGGCAGGGUGGGUGUAUAAAGUCUCUCGCUGCCUCGAGCCUUCUGACAGAAACAUCUCGCACACAAAAUCACACCCAAGUCAGAUAUUGUGUUGCCAGAAACCCGUCCAAACAGCUGACCGGGGGGUCUACGUUACAUCAGGAGUGUGGCUGGACCCCAAAAACAGGUGAUUCUGGUGACGCUUCAUGAGGACAAGCAACUUAUCCGGACGUCUGGACAGUUGGUCCAUCAACCAAUCAAAUGUCUGAACAUCAUUUCUGACUUGUUCUGUUUUUGCCAAGUCUUUCAGUGAGUCCCCCCCCCCCACUCCUAUUUUUACUGUUUUAAACUUCCCCUUCAAUAAGAUGACCCAAUAAGGAAUUAUUCUUCCGCAACACCGGGUAUUCAAGGUAACCGCAAAGUCAGACACAAAGCGUGGAUUUGAAAACCUCACAGCCGGCAGCAGAUUAAGUGAAGUGGGUCUCGGCUCAGACCGAGAGACGUUUGCCGUUAUUUUGACGGCGCUCUCCGGUGUGGCAAGCGGCCCCCCCGUGUCUACCCUAUAAACGUUAUAAAGCCCUGGGAAGGAUUUACUGAAAACUUUUCUACAACCGGUGCCGGCCCGGCCCAGUAACGGCGGCCCCGGCCUCGGGUCCCGGAGCCAUGGAUCAAGAGAGAGAUAGCGUCUUGGAUUUUCUGAAUCAGCUGUGGAGCUUCGCCACCGACAAGCACAACCAGGGGGUCUACAACACGGUCUGCCUGGUGGUGCUACUGACUCUUCCCAUGUUGGUCCUCCUCACUUCUUUGGUGGUGUGCUGUCACUGCUGCUGCUGUCGCCACGCCAACUGUUGCUGCUGCGGGGACACGGCGGCGGCGGCGGGGAGGCCGGAAACCAAGAAGAAGAAAAAGAACGCCGACAACACCGAGGACCUGUGGAUCUCUGUCAAAACGGCGCCCGUGACCCCUGACAGAGUGGCCCUGGCCAUGGUGUAGGACUCGGGUUUCGAAGCGGCCGUUCUCGGUUCAGCUGGGCUCCACUGCCGCGCCGAGUCUUGGCCGUUGCAGCGUAACAGGACUGUCGCCAAAACACAAACUCCGUCUGGGACACUGAGGAAGCUCAAACGAAGACUCGAGGGGUCAUGGAAAGGACAAGAAGUUGCGACAGAUACAAAUCUUGGUUAAAUUAUGUAAACAAAGAUUUUGUGCUGUUUUUAUUCUAAUUCGAUGUUGUACAUGGUGGAUUUUCUGUAAAUGUUUACACAUUUCUAUGCUGUUUCUAGUGUAUGGUACAUAGAUGAAGCAAUAUGCUCCACAGAGGCACAUGAUAGUACACGGACAUAUUGUAUGUGUGCAUGUUUGCAUGUGUGUGUGUGUGCGCUAUGUGCAUGAAUGUGUGCUUCUUGUGUGCAUGUGUGUGCGAAGAAAAAUCAGUGUUAGCGUGAGCACUUUCUUCUCUGGAGCUUCGCUGCCAGCGAAGCUUCGUUGCCCCUGUAUGUGGGAGACAGAGUCGAUUAAAGGACUGCCUCGGGUUCAGAUGAGUA
Lampris incognitus (smalleye Pacific opah) is the source of this 1963-nucleotide messenger RNA. RefSeq lists its product as uncharacterized. NCBI's taxonomy places the organism in Eukaryota, Metazoa, Chordata, Actinopteri, Lampriformes, Lampridae. The coding region runs from base 1086 to 1415 and encodes 109 amino acids. The record is from RefSeq and is a predicted model, not a curated record. The transcript has 2 exons.